UAAUUUCUAAACACCAAUAAUCAAUAACAGCAAUAACAACAAUAAUAAUGAAGAUAUUAUAAAUCAAAAUAACUAGAGCAAACAAAAAAAACAGCUUCAUUCCAGCAAGCAACUAAUUUCUUUCUCCGUCAAUUUUUCUGAUAAACACAAAAUCAAAAGAGACUAAUAAAGAUUAUAUCAAGACCAGACUCACCUUCUCCUUGUGUAUAAUCAUCACCACCAUGGAUAGGUUGGUGAAAGCAGAACCCAAUGAAGUUGAACUUCACUUCCAGAAGAACCAAAAGUGCAGUUCCUCGUUUAAGCUCACAAACCUCAUGCACACCAUGUCUGUUGCAGUUUCCCUAACAACAACAAACCCAACUAUUUUUUCAAUCAACAAACCCUUAUCCGUAAUUCCACCACUCUCUUCUGCAUCUUACAUCAUUCAUCUCUCAAACCCUAACAUUAAUCAACCACCUCUCUCCAACCCUGCUGACGUCAUCACCGUCCGAACUUCUAUGCUACCUACCGGUAAGGCCAACACAGACGAUCUCCGCCGUCUCUUUAACAAACCUGGUCCCCACGUUUUCCGUGAUGCCGUUAUAACCGUCGCCUUAGUGGGUCCCGUCGUCGCUGAGUUUCUCAUCUCAAAUCGCUCCUCCAUCAAUGAAACUCGUAGCUUCUUCACGAAAGCCAUAUCCGCUUGUGAGAAAUCGCAUCUCUCGAAUUUGCUGAAACCCGCCAUUGAAAGCGGUGAAUCGGAUUACGUCGCUGCUCUGAUCGCCGCCGGUGGAAACGCGAAUUUCAAGGACUCAAACGGUAAAUCCUUCAUUCCGUUCGCAAUCAGAGCCGGGAAACUCGAUAUUCUGAAGCUUCUUGUAGCUUCCGGUUGCAGAAUCAACGACUCGGUAGAUUUUGUUCUGCACGAAGCCGCAAAUUUGAAUCGAAUCGAUAUUGUGAAGUUUUUGUUGGAGUUUUUCAGAGACGAAUUGGAUGUGAAUUCUGUGAACACCGAAAUGAGAACAGCGAUUCACGUGGCGGCGAUGGAAGGUCACGUGAGUGUGAUUGAAUUUUACGUUUCGAUUGGUGGAAACCCUAACGCGGUAGAUUCUCAAAGGCUGACCCCGCUUCACUGCGCGGCGUCGAGAGGUCACUUGAAGGCGGUGGAGUUUUUAUUGGAAAUCUCCGACGUGAAAUACGCGAGAGACAUAAACGGGAAGACAGCGUUUGAAGUUGCGGAGGAGAGUGGACACACGCGGUUGUUUGAUUUACUACGUUACGGCGACACGCUUCUACGCGCGGCGAGGGUGGACGAUGUACACACAAUGAAGAGGUGUUUAGGGGAAGGAGUGGAGGUGAAUAGAAAAGAUCAGAACGGGUGGACCCCACUUCAUUGGGCUUCAUUCAAGGGUCGAAUAAAGAGUGUUAAGGUAUUGUUGGAACACGGUGCUGAGGUUGAUACUGUUGAUGAUGCUGGUUACACUCCUUUGCAUUGUGCUGCUGAAGCAGGACAUUUGCAAGUUGCUUUGUUAUUGAUUUCUCAUGGUGCUUCUCAUAAGAGUCUCAAGACAUUUCAACAUGCUUCCCCUCUUCAAUUGGGUUCUUUCCACAAACAUGUAUCUCUUCAUCAUUAUAAAAAAUCUGAGUCCAUUAUUGCUUAACUCUAUACUGAUGUAAAUGUAAAUUUGUAGUUGUACUAUUAAUACUCUAUGUAAUUUGCACAUACUAGCUUUCUUAUGGGCUUAGCUUGUCAAGUGAAGUGUCUAUUGCAACUUCUUUUUGCCUGUCGACUGUGACUUCUGGCUUCAACGCCGAGCUGGGAAAAUUAUUUUUGUUUUCAGAGAUUUCUGCAAUCUAGUUACUGAGUGUUUUUUGGCAAUAAGAAAUUGUGUUUUGUUUUA
Cicer arietinum (chickpea) is the source of this 1880-nucleotide messenger RNA. Its product is annotated as protein VAPYRIN-LIKE-like. The record is from RefSeq and is a predicted model, not a curated record. Gene Ontology annotation, molecular function: protein binding. NCBI's taxonomy places the organism in Eukaryota, Viridiplantae, Streptophyta, Magnoliopsida, Fabales, Fabaceae.